AUGGCGUCCCUCAUCGACCAUGAGCGGAACAAGGCUGGCCUGCACCUGGAGACCACCACGACCCGCCUCGAGCCAAAGACUUCACGAGAUACCCUACUUUCCGACGGCCUCUCUCCCAUGGUUGAAAAGAACAUGACGCUAUCACGCCCCUCCGACGUCUCUACCCCCAACAGCGCUCGUGCUAAUCCCUUCGAGACCGACAUCGAAGCCAUGGUCACCAACGAACCCUGCAUUAAGAAGACUACAACAUCAAAGGAAGCCACAACAGAUUGCCAGGUCUGGCCCGGCCAAGACCACUGGAAGCAAAAGGCGAAGGAUGCCAAGAUGAACCGUCAUACUUGCAACUGCCUGGCACAAAUGAGCAAACGCAACCGUAUCAUCGUCAAGGUCAUGAUCGGUCUGCUCGUCAUUGGUGUUGCUGUUGGUGUGGGCUUUGGCGUCAGCAAGCCACUCGGUGCCGGGAUCUGGAAGAGCGAGAGCCAGAAUCAACGAUAA
Sordaria macrospora k-hell is the source of this 495-nucleotide messenger RNA. RefSeq lists its product as uncharacterized. The record is from RefSeq and is a predicted model, not a curated record. NCBI's taxonomy places the organism in Eukaryota, Fungi, Ascomycota, Sordariomycetes, Sordariales, Sordariaceae.